UCAGUCAAGUGAUGGAUUCAUAGCAGAAUACACCUCUGUUUCUCCACCAACAAUCCUGAACAAAUUCUACACGAAAAGUCAUGGAGUUUAUAGAUUGCUGACAUCAUCCCGGUUGUGUUCUUUUUUCGUAUUUUGUAUUUUAUUGAUUAUUCUGUGAAUCAUCACUUGAUUGAAAUUUUUUUUCGGAACAAUUUUGACCUUGGAAUAAAAUUCUUGUAUUGGUGUAAUUGAUCUCUUGUCUGGAGACAUUAAAUUGUGGGCUGGAUUAUAAAGUGGGAAUUUUCUAGUGCAGGAUUUUACUUUAAACAACACUUUAGAAUAUUUUCAAGUUCAAGGGGUGUGUUUUGUGAGUAGCAGAGCACAGGGAUGAGUGGGGCUCCCCAAAUGAACGGGCCCUCCAGCCCCACAGGAAAGAAAUUUAUAGAUACAAUUGAUCCAGACGAUGCGGAGUAUAGGAAAAAUUUACAACGUCCUGCUGAAGUAAAGGAGGACAUCAAACAGAUGUCGGACCGGAGUCGAGUUUCGCUGAUCCUCAAUAGUGAGGCGUUUCGCAAAGAAUUGGAAGAGAUCGUUGAUGAACAGUUGAGGCAAGGGAACGCGCCUGCCAGUCUACUGGCUCUACAACAGAUCUCAAACCUGCUACUGCCUAACCACAAGUUCUCUCAGGGUGCUGUAGGAACUGGAUCGACCCCAGUAAUUCCAGUGUCGGACAUCAAGGGUACGGAGGCAAUGAGUUACACAAAACAGGAGAAAGUGUUACGAUGUAAACUCGCCUCCUGUUACAGACUAGUAGACAAUAAUGGAUGGACACAUAGCAUUUAUAAUCACAUCACAGCAAGAAUUAGUCAAGACCAAGAACAUUUUCUAAUUAACCCAUUUGGUAUGACAUACUCAGAAAUAACAGCUUCUUCGCUGGUAAAGAUUGACUUACGAGGAGAGGUGAUAGACCCAGGGGCAACAACUCUUGGGGUGAAUCAGGCCGGUUUUACGCUUCACUCGGCAAUACAUCAGUUUCGCCCAGACAUUAAAUGUAUCAUACAUCUUCAUACUCCUUCUGUAGUGGCUGUAUCUGGUAUGAAGUGUGGAUUUUUGCCUCUAUCACAAGAGUCAUUGAUCUGUGGGGAGGUCAGUUACCAUGACUACAAUGGUAUCUUGGUAGACCCGGAAGAACGCGAGUCUCUACAGAGAAAUCUAGGACCAAUUAAUAAAGUGAUGAUAUUGCGUAACCAUGGUAUUGUAGCAUGUGGAACUUCUAUAGAGGAAGCAUACCAUUAUGCUUUUAAUGUAGUAAAUGCCUGUAAUGCACAGAUUCAAGCAAUGCCUGCUGGUGUAGAUAACUUAAUACUUGUAAGUCAAGAGAUCAAGCAGAGAACAUUCGCUACAGCAAACCAAGGUGGAGGAGGUGUCGACUCGUCCGGCAAAAAAUGGAAAAUCGGAGAGAUGGAGUUUGAAGCUCAGAUGAGACUGAUGGAUAAUGCUGGCUACAGAACUGGUUAUUCAUACAAACACCCCAACAUAAAACGUGAGUCAAGAAGAGAGAGGUCAAAUGCUGAAGUUGAAGUUCCACCAGCAUCUAGUUCAUUCACAUACGUCUUUGAUGGCGAUGUUGAACAUUCUAAAAAUAUGUCCCCUAUUAAAGCAGCAAUGGAGAGACAGAAACAGCAAUAUAAAGUGGGUUGGUUAAAUUCACCUAAUGUGUAUGUCAGACAGGAGAUGGAUGAAAUAGGAACACAGAAUCCCAAAAAAAUUACAAAGAUGGGCAUAGGCAAGUGGGUUAAAGAUGAGGCUGAAGAUGGCUCACCAAAAAGAACUAGCACACCAAUUAAAGUAGACAGCCCUAACCAAUUUGCACCACAGGGAUCCGACCCGAAAGAAUUCAAACAGAAACAAAAACAAAUAAAGAAAGAUUAUUAUGAAGAGAGAAUAAAUGCUGGACCCCAGUCUAAAAUUCUGGAAGGCAUGACAUGGGAGGAGGCAGAGAAGAUGAAGCUAGCAGAGUCAAACGGCCAUGAUGGAAGUCUGAGUGCUACAGGAGACAGUGUUAUAGUGAUUGGAGCAGCUUCCAAGGGUAUCAUACAAAGAGACCAGCAACACAAUGUACAGGUUUAUCAUACACAAUAUGCAGCCAAUCCAUUUGAGACAAUGUCAGAAGAUGAGAUAGAGAAAUACAAGUGGGAAGUGGAACACAAAGGAGGACCUGAUGGUCUACCCACUGUACAAGAGGAACAGCUUGAGCCAGGUCCAGAGGGCAAGCUUAUCUCCACGGAGGAGAGGCUGCAGCAAGUGCAACAAAAGGUUGAAGAAUCUGCGCCGACUGUAGAAUUCAGUGAGGAUGGCCGUGGCGAGGGAUACAGAGUGAACGCAAAGAACAACAGGCGUAGUGCCCGUGGCGACUCGGUGGCGUCGUACAGUGAUGCUUCCUCCGCGGCGUCGCCCCCAACAUCACCCACGUCUCCAACAGCCCAAGUUGUACGCAGAGCAAAACGACCAACGCAAAAUCGACCAAACAGACAUUCAAGGGAAACAAAUGUGGACGAAAUUCUCGCAUAUUCUGAUAAAUAUGCGGAACAUCGGAAAUCCCGAGAAACUUGUAUAGACGAUAUUAUAACAGAGCAUGAUUUAUCUGGAGACUCUAACAUUGACGAUAUUUUACCGAACAAUCGGUAUUCUCGCAUUUCAAAUGUGGAUAGUAUUGAUGACUUGCAUUCAUCGGAGGCAUCAAGCCCAGCUGCCGCUCAGUCCAACUUCCAGAGAUCCGAGUCAGCUAGGUAUCCUCCCAAAAGUCCAGAACUUAUAGACGAGUUGAAAGCGAAGAACUUUGACAGGUCAAAGUCAGAACGAAAAGUUAAAAAUAAAAAAGAGAAAGCGAUGAAUGGCGAUGAUGAUCAAAUGAGGUCACCGGCCAAGUCGGACACACUUCGGUCAACAGAUAGCGCUAGUGGUGGAGAAACCCUAGAGGAGCGUAGCAGUAAAGAGGGCUCACCAACCAAAGAGCACCCAUCACCAACUAAAGAAAAGAAAAAGAAGAAGAAAUUUAGAAUGCCAUCAUUUUCAAAAACUAAGAAAAGCAAGGAGAGCAAGGAGAGCUCAAUUUGAGUGUUUAGACAAUAAACUUUUAAUAACUAAAUGCAUAAUGCAGACAACAUAAACGCACGGUCGUGAUAGUGAAAACAUUUAUAUUGUAUAUCUCAUAAACGAUUGGACAGUCACAGGGUCGAAGGUCAGGAUUCACCAAGAUGAUUGGUCAGCUGUUCCGGGCCAAGAGGUCAUUACAUUGAAAAGAUCAAAUCACAGGAAGUGAUGUCAUGGGGAUGGGGAAUCGAAUUACAUGGCUGACAUCACUGAAACUGACAGAAAUUUCUAGAUAGGAAAAACGUUAAUUUUUUCUAAUUAAUUGACACAAUAAGGUUAUGUGUAAAAUAAUUAUUGUACAUUUUGUACAACCUGUUUUGUAAUGAUAAUGACAGAUUGAUCAUUAUUUAGCUGAUUGUGUAAUGAUAACAACUGAUCGCCCAUUAUUUAGCUGACUGUUUGAUUAGGUACAUGAUUGUGACUCGUCCAAUUUUUUCUUAUUUUUUUUGUAAUUUUUUGGGGAUUUUGGACUAUAGCAUGCAGUAGAUGCCCAGAUGUAGGUUAAUUCCUUUACUUUAUUUUUGCUUGCCCACUUGUUCAAAUUGUUUUAUUUUUCACUGUUAUGUUAAUUAUCAUUAAUUUUUAUUUUACUUCAUUGAUGUAAAUUCAUGUAUUAUCAUGAUAAUGGUGGAAAUUUGUUUUCAGUUCAUUUUGAUUUGCAUAAUUGAUCUUCCAGACUGCUUGUCGGCUUUUCCCCCAAUAAAUGUAGAAAUUUGUAAGGGUUUUAGUGCAGUAUACUAUUAUAUCUGGUGUCAUAUUGAAUCAGAUACAGUAGUUUUGCACUUCUUUCAUAUUGUAGUCACAACUUUUAAAGCAUAUUCAUAUAACAGAAAUACAUUUGUUCCUUCAUUGUUAUAGGGAUAAUUAUUAAAACGGAAAAGAAAUAAGAAAGUGUAUUGCAUUUAUUCGGAUGUAUGCAAAAGAGAAAAUGGUGUAUUAGUUUUCAAUGUUUCAAGCUUUUGAUGUGAUUAAAUAUUCAAGAAGAGGAAAGCAUUAUUCUAUUGUUAAAAAUCAUAUUAAAUGUCACUUCAUCAAAUAAAGAAAAAAAAGAAAGUUUUAACUCUUCUAUAAAAGGCGUGUAAGGACUAUAAUUAGUCAUUGUUAGCCGCAGUGCAUUCUGGGAAACAUGUCUACUCUUCUCAAUGGAGGAGGCAAAGAUACUUCCCAAGUCAAUAUGAGGUCACGUAAGGUUUACUUUGAUUUGUUGAAGGGUUGAUUCAAUUUUUUACGUGUUACACAUACUAAGGUCAAGUAAUAAUUAUACAGAAGAUUUAAAGGCCUUGGUGAUGUUGUAAUCACAUUAGUUUAAUUAAGUUCAUUCAAAUAUCAAGCCUCAUUUCUAUGAUUUUAUUUUUCGCUUUUCUAUUAUAGUAAAUGAGUUUCAUUUCAUUGAAGUGACUGGCAUCUUUUAUGCAUUUUUAUGUCUUCUAUGACAUAUUGAAUAUAGAGGUGGUACAUUUACAAGGAUUACUUCCCUUGGUAGUUAUAUGUAUAUUUUAUGUAACAGUGAUUUUAAUGCAGACACAAAUUCAUUUUCAAAUUCAGUAUGACACGACCAUUCACUACUUGAAAUUUAUCAAAUUGUAUGUUUUCUGGAAACAAAGUCUUGUGUAAGUAUUCAUACGCCUGGAAUUAUGAGUGGGAUAUUGAUAUGUAAGUGUUCUCUGCUUUUCACGAGGUGCGGCUGUGAAAUAUGGGGCUGUCUGAAUAUAGGAAUAAGUGUUUGCAAUUUUAUAUCCUGAUGAGAGACAGCAAAACUGUUCUAUAUACAUUUAUAUACAGAAUCAGAUGCUUGUUUUUUGCUUUUACUCUUUAAAAUUAUGUGAAAUGGUUAGCUCCAUAUAAAGUCAAGAUUAUAAAUAUGAUAAAAUGUAGAUAUUGUAAUUUUAUAGUGUCUUAACAUUUUUUUAUUUUUAUCCUUUUUUUCUGUUUUUACAAAUAACUGUUGUUGAAGCAUUAUUGUUAUAUGAGCGUUGCAUUUUUUCUCUGGUGUUUUGCUAGGGGUUACUUUAUUCCAAAGUUUUUUAUGUAGAAGAAGCUAUUUUCUUACAGGUUAAGGUAGUGCAUACCUAUUGUUAGAAAAUUGUGUAUAACAGAAAAGUUAAGGUACUGGCACUCUAUAUGCUGGUUAUGAAAAAAAAAAUAAGGUCAAAUGAAAGGAAGAUUGAUUUUUUUUCUAUGGGAAAUUUUAUUGAAAGGUGUCCCACUACCUUAACCUGAUAGUGCUUGAGAUAGUGCCUAUGUAAAUAAAACAUUUUUUUUUUUUUGAAAUCUGAGUACAUGAACACUUUUUUCACUAGAUCAUACAUGGUGUGUAAUAAAACUAAGAGGGCAUGUGCAUUAUAAUGUGAAGUUGUUUAAAUGUUUAGAUUCAUUGCACAAGUCAUUUUAUGUUAACAUUUCUUUCCAUGUUUUGAAGUUGUUGUGAAUUAUUACAAUGGAGUUUUUUUAUUACAAAUUUUCACAUAUCUGAAUUAAAAUGAAAAAUAUGUUGAAGGCAUUGGUCAAUUUUUUGAAUAUGUGUAAACACAAGACCUAACUGCAGUAAGAUAUAUGUUAAAGGGCAUUCUUUUUGAGUUGAGAAAAGUAAAUUAAGAAUUGUUAAAAAAAAAAAAGAGGGAAAUGGAAAAAAAAAUACGAGGGACAUGAGGCUGUGAUUUUUAAGAUAAAAUCAUCUAAGUCAUUAUUUGUUUUAUUUGUUACAGGGAAUUCUUGCACUCUAGAACUUGUCAUUUUUGUGUUUCAUUAGUUAUAUUUUUUUGUUAAAUACCAGUCUUCAAACAGUAUAUAGAUGAUAGUUUCAAUUAGUGCCAUAGUAUAUAGUAAAAAGAAUCUUCCCUACAGCAAAUAUAUGUCAGUCAAAAUAUCUUUGAAAUAAGUUACACUUGUUUUUAAAAAAUGCUGAAAUUGAUUUACACUGUUGGAUUUGUGAUCCGAAGGUGUAACUCUUAGUUUGGUUUUUAUCCGGACCUAAAUAUCUAUCUUAACAUGGUGUAGUUUAUAUCGUUAUAUUUAGAUCUACAUUUAUUUACUCAGAUCUAUAGGACUAUAUAAGGAGUUGAAAUAUUGAAAUAAACAUAUACAGUGUAUAUAAGAAAUAUUAAAUAUAAAUACAAUUUUUAAAGCCAUAGUAAUUAACGUCCCGAAGUUACAUUCAAAGCGUAAGAAAUAUUAUACUUGUGUAUUUAUUUUACUUAUGUUAUCUUAUAUAUGUGUACAUGUACUUAAAAGUGCAUAUGACAUCCCUUGUCUAUAAAGUGCAAAUCUAUGAGUCUCAAAGUAGUCAUUUUAUACUUGAUAACCGCUUGAAUAAUAUAUAUGUUUAUAUAUAUCUUGUAUGUAUAGAUGUAAUAUGUAAUGUAAAUGUAAAACAUAUAUGUUCAUUUUUUUUCACAAGUAAAAUCAUGCAUUAGUUGAAACAUUAUUUUUCUUCUUUUUUUAAUAUGUUUAAAAAUUGGACAUUCUGUAACCAUUAUUAUAAAUAGUUAAUGUAAACGCAUAUACAGGAAUACACAGUCUUAUGGGUUUAUUUAUUUAUUAUAUUAUUUUUAGAGCUGAUAAGUUAUCCCUUUCUUUUCAUUACACAAAUUAUUUAUCAUUUUACCCACAAAAAAAUGAAAUGAUAGAAAUUAUGGAAAAAAAAUUGCGACUAACGGCCAUAUUUAAAUUCCAAACAUCUGAUUGGUUCAUAUUGGAGCUCAAAUUUGAAAAUGGCCAAUCAGAGAUGUGCAUUCUCUUAGACUGCUUUCCAAUUACUAGUAUCUUGUAUUCAAAAUUUGUAUUCAAAAGUUUGAACAUUAAAAUAUUAGUGUUUACAUUUACCUUCAACAAGCACGCAGUUAAAAGCUAUUUCAGAAAUCGCAUAAAAGAACACCCAUGAAUAAUAUAUAUAUAUAUACACUGUUAACUAUUACUGUUGUAUAUUUCACUAUGUUUCCUAUAUGUACUCUAUUUUCUAUGAACCGUAUGUGUUUCAAGCUUAUAGUAAGCCUAUGUAAAUGCUGUGUCCAAUAAAAAUAAACAACAAAUUCUCAACAAAA
Messenger RNA from Ruditapes philippinarum (Manila clam), 7172 nucleotides. RefSeq names its product gamma-adducin-like. Gene Ontology annotation, cellular component: cytoskeleton; postsynaptic density; plasma membrane. Bases 367 to 3096 code for a protein of 909 amino acids. Gene Ontology annotation, molecular function: actin filament binding. NCBI's taxonomy places the organism in Eukaryota, Metazoa, Mollusca, Bivalvia, Venerida, Veneridae. The transcript has 24 exons. The record is from RefSeq and is a predicted model, not a curated record.